UCAUCUAACUUCAUGACUGCGUUACCGUGAAGUUCAAAGUUCCUGACGCCUGUAGGUGUUCAUAAGCUCCCAAAAGACAUCAUCUGUGUUUAAUCCGGCAGUGAGAGGAGCCACUGAUUUAUACAGUAGUUUCAUUUUUGCCACAUUUAAAAACACAAUGGCGCGAGUGGAAGGAAACAAUGUGACUGUUUCUCAGGGGGUUCGUAUGCUGUUCAGUCUAAUGACUCCUAAUGAAUCAUCAUUCGCGACUCUACAAGAGGUGCCAAAAUAUGUUAAUCAGGCCACACCAUAUUUCAUUGGUUUGAUAUUAUUGGAGGUUGUGUUGGGAUGGUUAAAGACAGAUGGCCCUCGCAUCAAGAUCAACGACUUCAUCACGUCUUUGUCCGCAGGGAUGAUGUCCCGUCUGCCUCAGCUCAUGAUGAGAAGUUUGGAGCUGUCAGCUUAUAUUUAUGUCUGGAACAACUUCCGUUUAUUGGAGCUUCCCUGGGAUUCAGCUUGGACGUGGUGGCUUGCGUUUUUUGGUGUGGACAUGGGAUACUACUGGUUCCAUCGAUUUGCCCAUGAGUUAAACUUCCUGUGGGCUGCUCAUCAGGUUCACCACAGUUCUGAACACUACAAUCUGUCGACGGCACUACGCCAAUCUGUCACUCAGCAGUUUUCCUCAUGGCUGUUUUACCUUCCGUUGGCGCUGAUGGUCCCUCCGUCAGUGUUUGCAGUGCACAUACAGUUUAACCUGCUGUAUCAGUUCUGGAUUCAUACUGAGUUGGUCAAAGAUCUUGGACCUCUUGAGUGGAUCCUUAAUACUCCCAGCCACCAUAGAGUUCAUCACGGGCGAAAUCCAUAUUGCAUCGAUAAGAAUUAUGCAGGAAUUCUGAUUAUAUGGGACAAGAUGUUUGGUACGUUCACUCCUGAAAGUGAUAAAGUUGUUUAUGGGCUCACACACCCAAUCAACACAUUUGAAGUCUGGUCUGUUGAGUUCCUUUAUUACCCGUACCUGUGGCAGAGGUUCUGGGAGGCUGAAGGAAUUUCAAAUAAGCUGUCUGUCAUUCUUAAAGGGCCAGGCUGGACUCCAGGAAAACCAAGACUGGGAGACAUUGCUGAUAUACCCCAGAUUACAGGAGAGGAAAUGCCUUACGAUCCAGCAUGGUCUUCUUCGAUGCAAGCCUAUGUGUUCAUACAGUUCAUGCUUCUCUUGGAUGUAUAUAACAACUUGUUAAUGGAUCAAACGAUACUUUCUGAAAUGACUGUACUUCUCAUGACUGCCUACGUAUUACUUUCUCUAACCUCUCUGGGCUUCCUGAUAGAUCAAAGGGCUAACGCAGCUGAACUGGAGAUGAUGAGAUGUGUUUUGAUAAUGGUGCUUUUUCGGUUUGGUUACAUUAAACCUCUGGUGCCACUUUUGGCUUUUCCAAUUCAGGCCUUUGUCAUAAUCUCUGCAAUCUACUGGAGUUUACAGUGUGUGAACCAGCUAACUAACAGGAUGAAGAAACAAAACUAGAUAAGACACCAGCUGACAACAAUUAACCUCAUAUUGACACAUUUCACAGAGACAGUUUUACAAAUCAUUUUCCUUGCAAACUUUUAACACUGAUUUUGGUUUACCAUUGAAAAGAUGCUAUUAAAAUGGUAUUAUUGAAGAUAUUAACGCACUAACGACAUAUGUAUUGUAAAGACAAUAAGGUUCUCAAAGUGCUCAGAAUGGUACAAACCAGCUUAAAACUACCUUUUCAGCCUUAAGCACAUGUAAUGCAUGAAGUAAAUUAAACUUAGAAGGUACCAAUUUAUACUAACUGUAGCUUUAUCUGCAUGCAUACCAUUAUUUGAAAAGUGUUUUUUGAAAGACUGUGUGUAGAGGUUUUACAUUUUAGAUCAGUUUUAUCAUACAGAAUCUACCUGAGCUCUUACUGACAACACAAAAGACCAACAUGCAUUUAUUUUUAAAUGUGAUUUUACCAUGUAAUAUUUUAUAGCUAUAUGUUGUAUUUUAGGAAAAAUCUUUUUAUAAACCAGUAGAGGCUGGUUGUUAGUCUUGGUGUGAUCUCAUGUAAUUCUAAAAGUUACCACCAGGUGGUACUAGCAGGGCCACUAAAAUUGUGUCCCCAUUUCAUUCAGUAGACUACUGAUGUUUAUUGAUCAUUUCAUUGUUUGUUGACAGACAGUUUCAGUGGAGACUAAUUCCUAUAGGACAAACCACUGAUUUUUACAAUUAAUUGUAAAAGUAUUUGUUUUGAAUUAUUAUUGUUGUUAUCAUUAUCAUUAUUAAUGGUGAAAAUAAAUAAAAUAAGAAUUC
Ctenopharyngodon idella (grass carp) is the source of this 2290-nucleotide messenger RNA. RefSeq names its product alkylglycerol monooxygenase (gene agmo). Lineage: Eukaryota; Metazoa; Chordata; Actinopteri; Cypriniformes; Xenocyprididae. Bases 158 to 1498 code for a protein of 446 amino acids. Gene Ontology annotation, biological process: lipid biosynthetic process. The record is from RefSeq and is a predicted model, not a curated record. Gene Ontology annotation, molecular function: iron ion binding; oxidoreductase activity. Gene Ontology annotation, cellular component: endoplasmic reticulum. The transcript is spliced from 13 exons.